CCGUGGCGGGGGCAGCCUCGCACCGCUCUGCCGCCCGUACCGCCAUCCUCCUCCCCGCUGCUUGCUCGUCUUUCCCCGCGGCAACGCAAGGAUCCCGGGGGAGGCAAGAUGGAAGAAAUCCUGCGAAAGCUGCAGAAGGAGGCGUCGGGGAGCAAGCACAAGGCCAUCAAGGAGAGCUGCACCUGGGCGAUUGAAACCUUGGAUUCUCCUGAUGCUGCUGUCAAGGUACCUCCGUAUCAGCUAAGAGAGAAGUGUCUCCUUCCUCUCCAACUGGCUCUGGAAUCGAAGAGUGUGAAGCUAGCCCAACAGGCUCUAGCAGGGAUGCAGAAGCUGCUGUCUGAUGAGAGGUUUGUAUCCGUGGAAACAGACUCAGAUGAGAAACAGUUGCUUAAUCAGAUGCUGAAUGCCGUCAAAGUGACUCCUUCCCUCAAUGAGGACCUGCAGGUUGAAGUCAUGAAGGUCUUGCUCUGUAUAACAUAUACCUCCACAUUUGAACUGAAUGGAAGUUCAGUGUUGAAGAUUGCUGAGCUGUGUUUUGCAUGCCAUAGAGCUGGAAGUCCCCGAAUGCAUGAAAUGAUCAAAAUGUCCGUUGCAAAACUCCUUGGGGCCCUGAGCUCUCGCAUUUUUACUGAUGUUUCUUCAUCAAUGGCUUUUCAAAAGGUUUGCAUUGAGACAUAUGUAUCUAGCUGUCACCAGCGGAGCAUUAACACCGCUGUGCGGGCAACCCUCAGCCAAAUGUUGAGUGACUUGACUUUACAGUUACGACAAAAGCAAGAAAACAUGACAAUUGAAAACCAUGACACCUUGCAGAAAGUCAAGAGUCAAGGUGCUUCCACUGAAUCUCUUUGUGAUGAUGUUGUAUCUGUCCUCACUGUGCUCUGUGAGAAGCUGCAGGCUGUCAUAAAUGACAAUCGGCAACUUCAGCUUCUUUACUUGGAGUGCAUCCUCUCCAUGUUAAACAGCUCCUCUCCCAGCAUGCACCAACACAAAGGAUUCACAGAUCUAAUAUGGAAGCAACUGUGCCCAGCCCUAGUAGUAAUCCUGGGAAAUCCAAUCCAUGACAAAACCAUCACCUCUGCCCACAGCAGCAUCUGCAGUGAGGCUGAUUCACCUUCAUCAGGCAUCUCUGACCAUGGCCGGGGUUCAGGUUGUUCCUCCACAGCACCUGCCCUUAGUGGGCCCGUGGCACGGACCAUAUAUUACAUUGCAGCAGAACUAGUUCGACUGGUGGGGUCAGUGGAAUCCAUGAAGCCUGUGCUGCAGUCUCUUUAUCACCGAAUAUUGCUUUACCCACCACCUCAACACCGAGUAGAAGCCAUCAAAAUUAUGAAGGAGAUACUUGGCAGUCCUCGGCAGCUUUGUGAUUUGGCAGGGCCUUGCUCUUCUGAGUCGGAAUCCAGGAAGAGGCCUAUUUCUAAAAGGAAGUCCCACCUGGAUCUUCUCAAGCUUAUCAUGGAUGGGAUGACAGAAGCGUGCAUCAAAGGUGGUAUUGAAGCAUGUUAUGCUUCAGUGUCCUGUGUCUUUGCCCUGCUUGGAGCAUUAGAUGAGCUGAGCCAAGGGAGGGGUCUUAGCGAAGAACAGAUCCAGCUGUUGCUGCGGCGCUUAGAAGAAUUGAAGGAUGGGACUGAGACGAGCAGGGACUCUGUGGAGAUCAAUGAUGCUGACUUUAGGUGGCAGAGGCGCAUCCUGUCCUCAGAAAAUCCAGCCUGGGAAUCAGGAAAUGAGAAGAGUCCUGAUAUUAGCAUUAGCGUUACCACUGACACUGGUCAGACCACUUUGGAAGGGGAUAUGGGACAGACGACUCCAGAGGAUAAUCCAGAAAGUCAAAAAAACUCACUACCAUCUCCAGCUGGGCAUGAAAGCAAAGAGAUUCACUACAGAGAACCAGAGUCAGAAACCAUUGACCAACCAGAUGUUGUUCAGAGGAGCCACACCAUAGUCUAUCCAGAUAUAACUAACUUCUUAUCAGUUGACUGCAAGACCCGGUCCUAUGGAUCUAGAUACAGUGAAAGUAACUUCAGUGUAGAUGAUCAGGACCUUUCUAGGACUGAGUUUGAUUCAUGCGAUCAGUAUUCCAUGGCAGCAGAGAAGGACUCAGGCAGGUCAGAUGUCUCGGACAUAGGCUCUGACAAUUGCUCUCUGGCUGAUGAGGAGCAGACACCACGAGAUUGUCCAGCUCACAAAUCCUUACGUACUGCUGCUCUCUCUCUGAAGUUACUGAAAAACCAAGAAGCAGAUCAGCACAGUGCACGGCUGUUUAUCCAGUCACUUGAAGCUCUUCUUCCUCGGCUUAUAGCUCUUCCCAGCAUAGAGGAGGUGGAUGGAGCACUGCAGAGCUUCUCGUCAACAUUCUGCUCAGGUAUGAUGCACUCACCAGGAUUUGAGGGAAACCUAAAUUUCAGCUUCCAGACUCUGAUGAAUGCAGACAGUCUCUACAUGGUCUCACAUUACACUCUGCUGCUCAACCUAAAGUUGGCCAACUCGGAUUACUACAGGAAGAAGCCUGCCCAAGCCCCUGUGUUGCUGAAGGAGUUCAUGAAGCAGGUCCAGUCCAGUGGAGUACUGAUGGUAUUUUCCCAGGCCUGGGUUGAAGAAUUGUACCACCAGGUACUCGAAAGGAACAUGCUGGGUGAAGCUGGGUACUGGGGAAGCACUGAAGAGCACAGCCUUCCACUUAUCACCAUGCUGACUGAUAUUGAUGGCUUGGGAAGCAGUGCAAUUGGUGGCCAGUUGAUGGCAUCUGCCUCAGCUCAAUCUCCUCUUUCUCAAAACCAGAAGACAGAUGAUUCUGUCAUUGCAGGAGUUGCUUUUGCCCGAUACAUUUUAAUCGGCUGUUGGAAGAACUUGAUUGACACUUUGUCCACCCCACUUACUGGUCGCAUGGCAGGCAGCUCUAAGGGGCUGGCCUUCAUCUUGGGAGCAGAAGGAGCCAAGGAACAGAAUCAGAAAGAAAAGGAUUCCAUCUGUGUGAGCCUGGAUGGACUGAGGAGGGCAGCCCGGCUGAGCUGUGCUCUAGGAGUUGCUGCUAACUGUGCAUCUGCUCUUGCCCAAAUGGCUGCUGCCUCCUGUGUCCAAGAAGAGAAAGAGGAAAAAGAAAUCCAAGAGCCCAGUGAUGCUAUAGCUCAAGUGAAACAGAAAGUGGAACAGAAACUGGAGCAGAUGGGGAAAGUGCAGGGAGUCUGCCUACACACGGCUCAUGUUUUGUGUAUGGAUGCAGUCCUUAACGUGGGCCUGGAGAUGGGAAGCCACAAUCAGGACUGUUGGCCUCAUGUGUUCAGGGUAUGUGAGUACAUCAGCACGCUGGAGCACACUCACUUCAGUGAUGGUGCUUCUCAGCCCUCCCUUACCAUCACCCAGUCACAGCAAGCACCUGGAGGGCUUCAUCCAGACUCUGAGCCUGGGGAGUCUCCCCAGGCAGUGACCCCUGAGCAGGAGACUACCCUGAGCAGCAAUCCUGUCAUUCAACCGGUUUCCAUCCAGGAACUCAUCAAGGAGAGCAGUAAGGGCAGAGCCUUUGACUUCCGUGGAGGCAGCCUGCUGUGUGGGACCAGUGCUGCCAAGGCUGUUCUCACGCUCUCCACACAAGCUGACAGGCUCUUUGAAGAUGCUGCUGACAAGCUAAACUUGGUAGCAUUGGCAGGCUUCCUUUACCAGCUCAAGAAGGCUUCUCAAGCCCAGCUUUUCCAUUCAGUCACAGAUACAGUUGACUACUCCCUAGCAAUGCCAGGUGAAGUAAAAUCUACCCAGGACAGGAGAAGUGCACUUCACUUGUUCCGGCUUGGUGAUGCCAUGCUCAGAAUUGUCAGGAGUAAAUCUCGUCCCUUGCUGCAUCUCAUGCGCUGCUGGAGCCUGGUAGCACCGCACCUUGUAGAGGCUGCUUGUCAUAAGGAGAGACAUGUGUCUCGGAAGGCUGUCUCCUUCAUCCAUGACAUCCUCACUGAAGUGCUGACAGACUGGAACGAGCCUUCUCAUUUUCACUUUAAUGAGGCACUUUUCCGUCCCUUUGAGCGCAUCAUGCAGCUUGAGCUGUGCGAUGAGGAUGUCCAAGACCAGGUGGUCACUUCCAUAGGAGAGUUGGUGGAAGUGUGCUCUACCCAGAUCCAGUCAGGAUGGAGGCCCCUGUUCAGUGCCCUGGAAACAGUGCACAGCAGCAGCAAGUCAGAAGUUAAAGAGUACCUUGUAGGAGAAUACUCUAUGGGGAAACGCCAGGCUCCAGUGUUUGAUGUCUUUGAAGCGUUUCUAAACACAGACAGCAUCCAGGUCUUUGCCAACGCCGCCACCAGUUAUAUUAUGUGCCUUAUGAAGUUUGUCAAAGGACUAGGGGAAGUAGAUUGUAAGGAGAUGGGUGACUGUGUGCCAGGAUCAGGAUCUGCAUCUACAGACUUGUGCCUUCCCGCGCUUGAUUACCUCAGGAGAUGUUCUCAGUUGUUAGCCAAAAUCUAUAAAAUGCCCUUGAAGCCCAUCUUCCUCAGUGGCCGGCUGGUUAACUUGCCCCGACGAGUGCAGGAACAGUCAGCCAGCAGUGAGGAUGGUAUUGAGUGCAUCCUUUCUGACUUUGAUGACGACACGGGCCUUAUCAAUGUCUGGAUUAUUCUGCUGGAAGAAUUAACAACUGCAAUAUCCAAUUGUCCCCGCCAGCACCAGCCUCCUACUUUGGACCUGCUUUUUGAAUUGCUGAGGGAUGUUGCCAAGACACCUGGACCGGGAUUUGGUAUUUAUGCGGUUGUGCAUCUUCUUCUUCCCACGAUGUCUCUUUGGCUCCAUCGCAGCCAUGGUGAUCAUUCUUAUUGGGAUGUGGCAUCUGCUAAUUUCAAGCAUGCUAUUGGCCUUUCCUGUGAACUUGUAGUGGAGCACAUUCAAAAUUUCAUACACUCAGAUAUUGGCUAUGAAAAUAUGAUCAAUACUAUGUUGAAAGAUCUUUUCAAGUUGCUGGUGGCCUGUGUAGCAGAACCAACAGAAAUUAUUUCCAGAGUUGGCUGCUCUUGUAUCAGGUAUGUGUUAGUGACAGCAGGGCCUGUUUUUACUGAAGAGAUGUGGAGGCUUGCAUGUUGUGCCUUGCAGGAUGCAUUCUCUGCCACUCUGGAGCCAGUAAAGAACCUGUUGGGCUAUUUCCACAGUGGUUCUGAAAGCUUUAGUGGAGAUGCCUGUGAAGUGAAGGUGGCAGCCCCCUCCCUCUCGCCAAGUGCUGAAGCUGAAUACUGGAGAAUCAGAGCCAUGGCACAACAGGUGUUCAUGCUGGAGACUCAGUGCUCUCCAAAGACCCCUAGCAACAAAGAAGGGUUUGAACAUGCCCAGUCGUGCGUGCUCAUCAUUGACUUGCCAUCAGAUAAGAAACCAAACGGGCAUACUCAGAGGAGUAUUCCUUUCAGGACGAUAGUGGUGAGCUUGCUGUCCCACCAAGUACUGCUCCAGAACUUGUAUGACAUCUUACUGGAAGAAUUUGUAAAAGGCCCAUCUAACCUGGAGGAGAAAAUGACAAUACAAGUACCAGAAAACAAAUUGGCUGGUUUUCUCAGGUACAUCUCCAUGCAAAACCUGGCUGUCAUCUUUGACUUACUACUGGACUCUUAUAGAACAGCCAGAGAGUUUGACACGAGACCUGGGUUGAAGUGUUUGCUGAAAAAAGUGUCUGGCAUUAGUGGAGCUGCCAACUUGUACCGCCAGUCAGCAAUGAGCUUCAACAUCUACUUCCAUGCUUUGGUUUGUGCAAUCCUGACAAACCAGGAGAACAUCACAGCAGAGCAAGUGAAAAAGAUCCUCUUUGAAGAUGAUGAGAGAAGCACAGACUCAUCACAGCAGUGUUCUUCAGAAGAUGAAGACAUUUUUGAAGAAACUGCCCAGGUCAGUCCCCCUCGAGGGAAGGAGAAGAGACAGUGGCGGGCUCGAAUACCAUCUCUGAGCGUACAGCCUGUCAGCAAUGCAGACUGGGGAUGGCUAAUCAAGCGGCUUCAUAAGCUCUGUAUGGAACUCUGCAACAACUACAUCCAGAUGCAUCUGGACCUGGAGAACACGAUAGAGGAGCCUCCAAUGUUCAAAGGCGACCCUUUCUUCAUUUUGCCAUCCUUUCAUUCUGAAACCUCCACGCCCUCGACCGGAGGGCAAUCUGGGAAGGACACACCCUCGGAAGAUGACCGGAGUCAAAUCAGGGACCAGCUGGGAGAAAGCCUGACACCCCGAAGUGGGAGUGGAGAAAUGUUGCUGCUACCCCCACCCCUAAGUCCUAAAGCAGAGAAGAAAGAGCAAACCAGGAAAAAAGAGUGGUGGGAGAGUGCUGGCAACAAGAUCUACACCAUAGCCACUGACAAAACCAUCUCCAAGCUCAUGACAGAAUACAAGAAAAGAAAGCAGCAACAGGCCAUGACGUCCUUCACCAAAGAGGUCAAAGUGGACAAGAAAGGGGAACUCCUGGGUUCUAGAGGGCCGGAGUCACCCAUACUCCAGCGGCCACAACAUCUCAUAGAUCAAGGUCAAAUGAGGCAUUCAUUCAGUGCUGGUCCAGAGAUCCUGAGACAAGAGAAGAGACCACGCUCAGGAUCCACAGUCAGCUCUCUGAAUAUAUCUGUUAGGGAUGCCGAGGCUCAGAUACAGGCAUGGACCAAUAUGGUGCUGACCGUUCUCAACCAGAUUCAGGCCCUGCCUGACCAGACGUUCACAGCCCUGCAGCCCGCGGUGUUCCCCUGCAUCAGCCAGCUGACGUGCCACGUGACGGACAUUCGCGUCCGCCAGGCAGUGCGUGAGUGGCUGGGAAGGGUGGGACGAGUCUACGACAUCAUCCUUUAAACCUAGAACUCUGCCCCACUGCAGAGGGGAGAAGGCAUCCAAGGUAUACAGCAAGGAAGCAUUUGGGGUUCAUUCAUUGCCUGUUUGUUGGUGAUAAAUUAAGAAACAGCGAGCUUGUCAAUGUCUAUCCUCUGUCCACUUGAGACUGUGUCCCUCCCUCACACUAGCAAAGGAGGCCAAACGUGAAUGUGUCCAGGGGAUCUGGAAUGGCCCCAGAACCCCAGAAACUGCCAGUAGCUCAGUCUGGUGCCUAAUGGGGUGAUACAUUUCCGUAGCUUUCAUUUUAAUUCAGAUUUGCAACAACAAGAGACACAAACUUCAGCAGAACUUCCACACUUGCAAUUAACUGUGAAUGCAAUUGUCACUUGUAUGUGAAACCAGGCCAGUAAGCCGAUGUAACUCUUCAAAAAAAAAAUGAAGGAAAAAAGUGGGGCAAUAGGACAAAUGGUGACAUUUAGGGUAAAUAUUAUCCUUUCUGAAAUUAGCAUGAAGAGGGGAAAGCCAAAUAGAGAUUAUUAUAGUAACUAUAUGCCUCUCACUAGAGAAAGUGGAAACUGAUUUUGCUCUGAGAAGAGCCUUUGAAGUCUGGUCACAUUUGAGGUAGCUACUUAAGUAUCACACAUCCAGAACUGGUGAAGCAAGCACAGACUAUUUAUCCCUUCACUGCUCUCGUGGAGUGUUGCUUGAAGAGAAAUGGCACUGUCAAGCUGCUCUCUGUACAACAGUACCCUGUCUGCCUCUUCAGCCAAGCCUACAGCUGAUCAUUUUUCCCCAUGUCUUAAUUCUCACUAUGGGCAACAGGGAAGUUUGUUUUGCAGUUUCCUGUGAAGCUGGGGGGAAGACACACCACAGAGCAAAUACCAGCAUGUGCCAAUAGCCAGCAUUCAGCUACACCCAGUAGAGAUAACGUGUUCCAGUUUAAGCAACACUGCAGCUAAGUUAGCUUAUGCUUCUACUGGAAGUUUGUAUGUUUGCCAGGAACACCUUUAUCACCUUUGUUAAACUUAGCCUAUCACUCCACAUUGAGCUGAAUGAAGACAAAAAAUAGUCUGAAAGGAAGACAUCUUUCCCAUUUCUUUACCAUCUCUUGUCUGCUGCUAUAACUAGAGGACAGACCCUCAUGGAGGUACAUCCUUCUGUGUGCAGCACUCCUACAGGGACUACUACAAUUUACUGAUGUUAUUAAGGGGGAGGAGAAGGGAAAGGACUGACUGUUGUGUUGCCAAAUACCUAUGUGAUACUCUUCAGACUAGAUACAGCAAAAGUUACCUUACUGCACAGUCCCUGGGACAUUCCAUUUCAUACUCCUGUACUACUACAUAAUCUGUUGGUUAGAAGUUGAAAUAAUUUGUUGAAAAUAAGUUGAUUUUAAUCUUGGGUGCCCCCUUAGUGAUGUUCUCCCAAGGCUUCUAAAAUGUGGACACCAACUAAAUAUACAGCUUCAAUCCUUACUCCAAAGCAUCCUCAAAAUCACAUCUCUUUGUAUUAGGCCUGGAUUUUGCACAACAAGCUUUUAGCAUCUUCAACGUUGAAAAACAGAGGGAGUCAAGAGGCUCCACUGAACAGCCAUCACCCAAACUGAUGUGUUUACAAAGAGCCUGUCACUGUCCUCCUGCCUCUUUUGUCCAUUGCUCACUUUCUAUUUGUCACCUGCUGGAUUUGUGCAGGGAAUAUUUAUCCUGUAACUUCCUGUGGUGCUAAUCCCACUGUUUCACUUCCUUUCAAAACUUUCCUUUGCUAGUUUGCUUUAAAGACAUAAAAAUUCCAUAAAAACAACUCUCUCCUACCACCUACAGUGACUUUAUAAAAGGAAUAAUUUAACAAUAAAUUGUCAGUUUUUCCCAAACAGUUUUAAUAUUUGUGGAAAUGGGAGAGAGAAACUUUGGUUUGUGGGAGAGUAGUGGAAUGGUUUGAUUUCUGUUGCCAUGUCUUUCUUACACUCUUUCUUUAGUUAGAGUAAGAGAGUGGUUGUAUUUUUUGUUAAAGGAUUUACCGGUUAUCUAUAAAGACCAGCUUUUAAAGCAGUACAGUUAUUAGGCAACAGCAUAAAGCAGAAUAGUGAACUGUAUGCAGACCACCUAACUCUGCUGUUUUUCAUUACACAUGCAUUGAAUGGAUGUGGAUCCUUGCUGCACUAGUCUAAGGCAAAACCUUUAGGCCUCACAAAGCAAGUUUUAAGCUCAAAGGAGUCAGCACAACAGUCCCAGGACAAAGGGUAGUGGCACCAGCCUGUCCUAAGCUUUAGAAGGGGACUCACAGCUCUAAAUACCCCAGUCAUGUCCAGCUCUACCAUGCUAUAGCAGCUUCUCUGCUUUCUGCUUGGGAGUGAGGAAGUAUCUUUAGUCAGUGGCACAAAGUGGCACAACCAGAGGCUGUGUAGCAAAGCCUGAGCUUGCUCUUUCUCUUUGCUCUGGUUAAUCAUAGACUCAUUAGCGUUGGAAAAGAUCUUUAAGAUCAUCAAGACCAACCACUACCCUCACACUGCCAGGCCCAUCACUAAGCUAAACCACGUCCCUCAGCACCUCAUCUAUCCUUCUGAUAGCAGAGCUGAACCUCUGCUCCCUUUGCCUAGUUCACAUCACCCUCCUCAGGGCCACCACAGCAAUUAAAAGCAACAACAUUGUAUUUUAAAGUCUUGUAAGCCACCACCAAGAGAGGAGGUUGGUGUAGACCAUCAUCGACUACCAGCACGCCCAUGGAAUAGCUCAUCACAGUGCUCAAAGCUGAAAAACAAAGCAGCAUUCUCUUCAGGAAAGUGCUGCUUUCCAUGUCUAAUGGGACCAGGGUCUGACCCAAAUUGAUGUGGGCUCAGUCCACUGCAUACAUUUACACUUUAUUGUGUAGUGUGAAUACAUGCAGAUACAUGAGAUGUGUUUUGUGCAUAGAUUCUUGUAAGUCCAGCCACUGCCCUCCUCUGAGCACUCUGCAUGUUUAAAGAGCAAUACCUACAGUAGUAACGUGUUAAUCAUGCUCUCGGAAUACUUGUGUCACAACAGUAAAUGCAGUUUUCUGGUAACUUCCCCAAGUAAUCUUUCCUGAGCAUUCAACAGCAAUAGGAUUACCACCACUGUCUCUUGAUUAACAUGCUUUAAGAUCUCUAAGAUACAGAUUUAAUACUCUUAUAGUGAUAAACACUUAUGUGAGAGUAACCAACUUAAUUUAGCAUCUAGAAAGAAUCAUUAGGGAAAGAUUUACAUAGACCUGGGCAAAUCUUUCCUUGUAAAGCUCCAAGCACAGGCAACACAGCAUUUGCCUCAUCACAGAUAAAAAGUUCAUGUCCUCUGGCCUAUAGCUGGCUCAUAUCAAGGCCAAGCAGAGUUUACACCUGAGACUUGUAAGGUAGUUUGCCAUUCACUCAGAGCUUCAACUUCUGUUUAAAACCUUACUGUAAAAUUUGUUGACAAAUCUUUACUUGCUAAAGACGUAUCCCCCACCUCUACAUAGCUUGUGUUUCCAUAUGUAAUAUCCAUCGGCAUUUGAGAGAGUAGCAUUUCAGUGUUGAGAUCUCCACUGCAGAGCUCAGCAUAGCAUGAAAGCAAGUGGCAAAUGAGUUAGCAAGUAGAGAGGUGCAGCUCCUUGUGCUGCCUGCACUUUAUACAUUUCUUCACAGCUGAGGCCCCUGCUCAAAGUGUCUAAGCUGGGGAAGUCAAGAGGAGUUACCUCCCUGAAUGUCAUUAAUACUCAGGACUCAGUCAUUGAAUUCUUCAGUCCCUAUAUGCAGGUUCACAAGUUCUCAGGAAUGUCCUGUACAGUUCCUGAUGUCACCGUCUCUGCUGCUAUCCUCUGUACACCUCCUGUUUGAAAAACCCACAAGAAUCAACACAUGCUCUUGUGCAUCCCAGUGCCCCAGAACUACAACCUUCACUUUUUCACAGAUACAGUUUUAACAUAUAGGAGAUUGACCACUGCAAAGUCCUACCUAUCUCAUCUGUGUAGAAGCUUAUUCAGAAGUUUGUCAUGUGCUUUGGCUAUUGCCACCUUUUGCAGUCCCUUCUAGAAAUGCCAUUAUUUAGUGAUAAAUUGUUUUUAACAUAUAAAAAAAAUGCAAUGCUUUCUUUCCUCUCCCUUGCUUUUGAGGUGUGUGCUAAGAUUAUGCUUAAACAAGCUAUUGCUCUGGCUGUAGCCAUUUCUAGGAAGAUGUACAUACAAUGCUAAUCAUAGCACAUGGCAUGAAACAUAGGGUUUACUUUCAAAUUCCUGAUUGUCUCGCUGUUGUUUGAAGAAAUAAUGCAAUCUCAUCAAUUAAAAAGCAAAGUUUCUCUUUUCUCUCAGUAUAAAAGGACCAAGUUAGCAGUGCAUAGAAGCACAAAUACUGGAUUUUAUGCAAUGUAGAUAACAGCAUCAAGCAGCUAGAGAUCCCUCUUCACUGAACCUCCCUACUGGGAGUAGAGCUUCUAUAGGAAUACAACCUCAGGGUCUCUCAGCAGCCCUCACCAGCAACACGCUUGAGACUCCAGGAAGUUGUAGCUCCUCUUUCUGUUGUUUCCACUAAUUUCCCUCAGAACAAAUACUCUGUCUGUGACACUACUUGUAUAUCAUGUCAAACAAACAGCUUUAGCCAAACAUGGAGUGCUGGCUAUUUAAAAAAGGAGAAAAUAAAAAAGCACAUGGCAUUAAGGAUGUCUUUUGACUUAGUGCUCAGAGGUGUCCAAGCUAAAAACAAACAGCAGAGGGAAGAAGAAAUGCCCUAAUUCUGUGCAUAUCAGCAGAGCUGUGUGAUCCUGGAUUAAUGCAAUAAUGAGCUCACCUAGGGGACUAGAUGCCUCAAGGAUGCCUCCUUAUUUUUGACCAAUUUGCAAGUUGAGGUUUGCAUAGCCUCCACUGCCACGCUGAAUUAGGGAAGUGAGUUUCUGGAAGACUUUUAUUUUGUUAAGAAACAUGGCAACAGGAUCUAUUCCAAUCCUUUUACCCAAACUUCCCACUUUUCAAAAGGUAUUUUUAUACUUUCAUACAUUUAAUCCAAAUCCCAUGGAGCACCAGGGCCCUAUUUCUUAUCCAUGCCUUUGGUUUGUCUGGGCUACAGUGGAGGGCUGUGCUUCCAGUGGAAGCAAGCUGAGCCAAGAGGGAGGCACAGGUACACAGGCUCCAGCAAGGGACAAAUAUCACCUCCACAAGCAGGCCGUGGCCCCCAAGCCCCCAGCUCUACAUAAGGAAGCAGGAUUCAGUACCAAAGGUAGAACAGCCAGAAAGGGCAGAGCACAGUGGUGCCAGAGCCUUGUGCUGCACACUCUUGGCUAGAGCAGAGGGAAGCAAGAAGUUUAAAAGUAUACGAUGACAGCAGCAAGCAUCUUGUUUCAAUUCCUCCCAACUUUCUCUUCUUCCCCACUUCUCCCACCUUUUGUCAUUGUUUGUGAGACUGCAAACAUAGUUCAGUGGGCCCUUCAACCAGAACUGAAAACUGAAAGCAAGCCAAAGGGAGCAGAUGCUCCAUUUUGCCAAAGAUCUAACCCUUUCCUGUUCAAAACUUUAAAAUAAAUAGAUAAAUCAGAUUUUAUUUCCAUGAUGAUGGCUGCCAUAGGAAGCAUUUUACCACAACACAUGAUUCCCAGGACUUCAUCUCUCUAGCUGUAUAUUCAGGAGGAGCCACUGAUAUUUUCUAAGAGAGACUGUAAACAUCCUUGUCAAGCAAGUGCUUACACUGGGUUUACCUUCUACUGAGUUCAUGCCUAGCUGCAAUUCCCUGGGUCUCAUCCACAUUUCCUCCCUCUACCUUUCUGCUCUUCUUUAGAAAAAGACCUGCCCGUGUCCUGUUGUGCUGCUAGCUUUGUUUGGUCCUUGGGUGUCCAGUGGUCAGGCAGUCACUGUCAGCUGGCUUGCAAAUUGUAUUUUGUGUACAUUUUAUUCUGACCGAAUUCUGAAAUGGAAAUAUUUUAAA
Molecule: messenger RNA, 12655 nt
Organism: Colius striatus (speckled mousebird)
Lineage: Eukaryota; Metazoa; Chordata; Aves; Coliiformes; Coliidae
Gene: ARFGEF3
Product: ARFGEF family member 3
Exons: 35
Coding region: 109-6780 (2223 amino acids)
Biological process (GO): regulation of ARF protein signal transduction
Molecular function (GO): guanyl-nucleotide exchange factor activity
Source: RefSeq, a predicted model, not a curated record